UGAAAUCAAACGACCGUUAGGGUUCUCUCUCAAGUUGAUCCGAAAUUAUUCGGAGCUCGGCCUCUGCGCUUGUCUGAAGCUCGGGGGAUUGCCUGUUCUAUUUUGAUACGGAAGUGGAUUCAGCAACCCGCUUUCGCUUCGCACCUCAACUGUUCCUUCGUAUGGGAAUCGGUUCCGGGGCACUGUCGACCCGAUUAAUCAUCUCUCUAGAUUUACAUCGUUGUCCCAGGUGUGGGCGAUUUUCGCGAGUCCUUUCUCCUUCGUCGGCGGUUGCGUCUCCAAUCACCGUCGUUGACUAGAACUCCUCGUUCUUUCUCCUCAACGGAUCGGUAGCUUUAGCACACAACCAAAGUCGAUUAAUUGAUUGAUUUUAUCGAAAGAAGAAGACACGGAAGUGUCCGAUUUCUUCUUCGAAGAUUUUCGGACUUGGGGUCUGGCCAUGUUCCUAAUUCCUUGUGCUUCUUUUGGUGGGAUUAGGAUCUUGAAAGGUUGAUGGAAGGUAUGGGAUAAUUGGUUAUAAGUUGUUUGGUAAGUUUAUUGCAUGAAAAUCUGGAGGACUUGUUUGAUCUAUUUUGUAAGACAUCUCAGUCGGCUGAUCAUUUUCUAUUAUAUUAGCUGUAAUUUGUUUAUCCUUCUCUGAUUACAACAUUCCUUUGGCUGAAAGUCUGGAAGGGAAUAUUGGAGGUUCUGGUGUGUUUCCUCAACAGGAUCUGUUUUCUCUUUUGGCAAGUUAAUUUGGCUCUAAUUGAUGCUUGGUUCUUAUGUGAUCCCUUGAAAGGCUUUUAGAUGUUUGGUUUUUAAUCCUUAUAUAAUAUUGAGCUGGUUGUUUGGAUUCUCUUCUGAUCUGAUGCCCCAAAGGAUUUGGCUUCUAGGGAAUUUGUUAAAGUUAUGAGAGUUGGUUUGAAUUCUAGGCUGUAGCUAUACUAAAUUUUGUUUCCAUCUAUGCUCUAAGAUUAAUGUUUGAUGGAUAUGGAAUGGAAUGGAAUAUAGUUGGCUGUUGGGUGAUGCUCUUAUUGAUGCUGAUUCUUGUCUUUUCCGCUAGGUGUGGAGCUGUUAUCUUUAUUUUGAGGGAGAGGGAACUUGUAAGGGAUGUUUAGUUGUAGAAAAUGAUUUCUAGUUUUUAAUCUCCAAUUUUCUGAAAAAUCUCUAGUCUUCAUUUUCCAUAGAAAAUUUGAAAAACACAUGCACAUGUUAUAAAUACUGAAAAAUAAUUUCUAUUCUAGAAAAUUAGAACAUAUGUUCAAAAAAGAUAGAGAUGUUUUAAUUUCUUUUUGGUAACUUGUGUUAGAGAAGGAGAUGGAGAUAAUUUGGGGAAAAUUUUUGAAAACCCGUGUUUUCCAAAUCUCCAAAUGAAUAAGGAAAACUUUGAAAACUCUUUUAAGUAUUUUCUAAGUCUAGUCCAAAUAUGGAGGACUGCACUUUAUCUCUAUUUUCUAUUUGGAAAAUUUUGUAUUUGAACAAUUUUUUUAAUUUGCCAUUUUCUGUGGAGUAAUUUUCCAAAAAACUGGGGCUUGUAGAUCCUCUUUUGACGAUGAGGUGGUCUGGUAAUAGGGGUGGAGUCUUUUGUAUGCUGUUGCUGCACUUGUGCUGAGGAUGCAUCUUGGUGUUCAUCUUCAGCUGUUCUUUUUCUGAAGGUGCUAGAAAGGACUCUGUGAAUUGGUUUGGAUUCUCUUGCUGUGAAGUUAUGUCAUUAAGAGCCUUGAUAAUAUGCACUUUUGCAGUUGGGUUAUCUUUUGUGUCAGUCAGUGAGAACUCUGUUGUGGUCAUUUCAGGCUGAAGUUGCCUAUUUUUGUCUUGUAAUCAGUUUUGGUUGUCUUGAAAUCAGUAUUGGUUGUAUCUUGAAAGUCCCAUUAGCCUGUAAUGCGUGGUGCCCUGUUCUGCUCUGUUUGUUUGUUUCCUGCUUUUCCUAGUUAGUUCUACAUUCUUAGGAUAGUUAUCAGUUGGGUUAAGACAAUGGGCAGUUGGCAGUGUUACUAGUUUUUGGGUGGUUUUUUUAUUCUGUAACUUGAUCAUUCUUCCUUUUUAAUGAUAUAUCUCAUCUUUUAUCCCCCCCCAAAAAAAAAAGAUAACAGGCGAUCAAUGGGGUGAGAAAAUGGAAGGGUUACAUGUUGUGCUUGCAUAUUUGAUCACGAAACCCCUCAAAACGGUCUUGCCUCUAUGAUUAUUUAAUUUAUUUUUACGUGAGUACCAUUUCUCUAUGGUUGAGUAUUUUGGAUCUAAAAAUAUUUCAAUGGCCCGCCUGCAAUCCAUGCUAUACCUCUCAAAAUGAUCUUGCCUCUGUGCACACGCAUUUAUAAAUUGAUCCUAUACAUUUGCCUUCCCUACACAUGUCUAUAUAUUUACUUAUCCUACACAUUAAACAUAGUAAUCAAUCAUUUUUAGCUUUAUUCAUAGAAACUCCAGUGACCACAAUUUUUAUGUACUCCUGACAUUCACACCACACCAAAUAUUUAACAGGCAGCAUACUGUUGAGUAGAAGAAUAGGUAUCUGUGCUCAUUGGCAUGGCUGCUUCUGCAAAAACACUCACACGAGAAAAGCCAAGAACAGAAGGAGACUGGACAAUUGUUUUGCCUCGUCGAGGGAAACAGAGAAUGAACUUGCUCAAAACUAGGAUCUCUGAACAAGAACAAUCAUGGGUACCAACGGACCACGAAACCAAUCCUGACAGGGAAUCAAAAUUGAUCCGGAAGAUUCAAGUAUGUAUGAAGAAAGUUGAGAGCUCCAAAUUCUUUUGUACUCUAAUGGAUCAAAUACAGGCUCCUGAAAUCAUGCAUUACAUUCUUACGGUAUUGGGUUCCGAGUCAAGGAUGCAGAUGGUGAUUUAUGGUCUUGGCAGCAUCGAAUCAUAUGAGCCGCCCCAAUUUCAGCUAGUUGUUGCGAUUUUGAUGAGAAAAAGGUUCAGUUGGAUUGGGGACGUGGAAGUGUUUGAUCCAAUUCUAUCUGCUACAGAAUGUCGGGCACUCGAACGGCUUGGUUGUUCUGUUCUGUCAAUCAACGAACGUGGUUGCCGACGAGCUUUGAAGCCAACACUGUUCUUUAUGCCACAUUGCGAGGUAGAAUUAUACGACAAUCUGGUGCAGGCAAAUUGGAAGACGGGUACGUUGCAUCGAAUUCUGCUGUUUGGGAACAGCUUCAAGGCAUACGAAGAAAAUGUUUCGGUCUUUAAGAACUCCACUCUUGUCGAUUCGGGAAAGCAUGUAUUGGCUGUUGGAAGAUUCACAAAGGAGUUUGGAAUCAACACAGUUUCAGAUGAUUAUUUUGGAGCUUUCCAUGACAUGAGUUGGCACUUCUUCAUGGUCGCUGAUGGUGAGAUGGAAGGAGCAGCAGUUUGUGAAAUGACUUCCGAGGAUUCAAAUAGUUGAAUCUUAAUUGUUUCCUGAUUGCAUUUCUCCAUUCUUAGCAAAUUAAAUAUGCUCAUUAUUUGUCAUCCAGAAACUGCUUUUGGGUGUCUUCAUUUAGCCAUCAAUAUCAGUAUUAUUACAAGCAAAUAUUUGUGCUCCUACAUGAUUUGUGUUCUAGAUGCGCUGUGUGUAUACGUUUAAGAUUGA
Diospyros lotus (date-plum) is the source of this 3549-nucleotide messenger RNA. Its product is annotated as protein SENSITIVITY TO RED LIGHT REDUCED 1. Gene Ontology annotation, biological process: microtubule-based process. Bases 2503 to 3363 code for a protein of 286 amino acids. Lineage: Eukaryota; Viridiplantae; Streptophyta; Magnoliopsida; Ericales; Ebenaceae. Gene Ontology annotation, cellular component: cytoplasm; nucleus. The record is from RefSeq and is a predicted model, not a curated record. The transcript has 2 exons.